Lytechinus variegatus (green sea urchin) is the source of this 3199-nucleotide messenger RNA. RefSeq names its product cyclic nucleotide-gated channel rod photoreceptor subunit alpha-like. The transcript has 20 exons. Gene Ontology annotation, cellular component: membrane. Lineage: Eukaryota; Metazoa; Echinodermata; Echinoidea; Temnopleuroida; Toxopneustidae. Gene Ontology annotation, molecular function: voltage-gated potassium channel activity; protein-containing complex binding. Gene Ontology annotation, biological process: transmembrane transport; potassium ion transport. Bases 164 to 2719 code for a protein of 851 amino acids. The record is from RefSeq and is a predicted model, not a curated record.
GGAGUUCCGCUCAGCUCCUCUCCCUCGUGCUUAUCAUUUCAACGAAGGAGAGCACCACCAAUAAGAUCAGAUGCCAAUGUACUGCUUCUUCUGUUCACGUGGACGACAUCCACGUCAAAAGAGGAAUACUUGCAUUAUCCCAACUUAAGGAGAGAGCAGGCAGAUGGCUAGUCAACGGGAUGCUGAGGAGAGGAAAGUCAAUUUUAGUUCUAAUAUGUCGACCAUAGACACAGGAACAAGAAGGGAAAACAACAGUACAAGUGUAGGAAUAGGAGCAAAUAAAAACACGAGUGAUUCCACAUCAGCGGAAGAUGGAGAAAGAGGAGGAGGAGAAGGAGAGAGAGGCGAAUGUGAAGAAGAGGAAGAUGCGGCUAAUGAUGACGAACGAGAGAAUGUUUUGGAGGGUAAUGAAUUUGUGAUUGACCCUGAAGGUGACUUCGUCUAUCGAUGGAUGGGUCUAGUAGCCUUAGCAGUAGCGUAUAAUGUGUGGAUAAUCGUCCUAAGGGUAGCGUUUCAUCAUCAUCUUACCAAUCAGGCAAAUGCUCAAUAUUUCGGAGUUGUAGAUCUUGUUUGUGACACCAUCUUUGUCGUCGACUUCUUGAUUAACUUCCGGGUCGCCUUUCUUCAGCAUGGUCUCUUGGUUAAAGAUCCUGCGAAACUAAGCGCAAAUUAUCGACAGCAUGUCAGAUUUAGAUUUGACGUAGUUGCUAUGGUGCCCUGGGGUGUGGCUUACGAAAUAUGUAGAGAACUUUUAUUGCCUUUACGACUUUUCAACAUCUCACUACCUCAGAUAUCAACACCUGUUCUUCGGCUUCCCAAACUCCUAAAAUGGCACUCACUUGAUACCUUCUUCGCUAAAUGGGAUAGCCGCACCAGUAAUCCAAAUCGCCUUCGUGCAUUCAAGCUAUCUAUGUAUCUAGCAAUCAGUAUACAUUGGAUCGGAUGUUUUUACUACAUGCUUUCUGAGUUCGAAGGUUUCGGGGUAAAUGCUUGGGUAUAUCCUUUGGAUACAAUGGAAGAAGACUUCACGAGCAAAUAUAUCAAGAUAAUGUAUUGGUCCACUGUUACACUGACGACUAUCGGAGGAACUCCAAACCCAGUCACAAAUACGGAAUAUGCAUUUACAGGGAUGACAUUUUUAAUAGGCGUAUUCCUAUUCGCAGCUGUUGUUGGAAAUGUUGGCGAUGUGAUCAGCAAUAUGAAUGCUUCCAGACAAGAAUUCACAACUAAAAUGGACGCGAUCAAGUUUUAUAUGAACCAUCGUCGGGUUCCUGAACAUUUACAAGAUAGAGUCAAGAAAUGGUCAGACUAUGCCUGGAGCAGAACACAAGCCUUAGACGACCAGACGUUUCUUGAUAUUCUUCCACCGAGGCUUCGGGCAGAGAUUGCUAUACAUGUACAUCUCGAAACACUUAAAAAGGUGAAGAUAUUUGAAGACUGUGAGCAGGGUCUGUUAUGUGAGUUGGUCCUCAAACUCCGAUCACAAAUCUUCUCCCCUGGUGACUAUAUAUGUCGAAGAGGAGAGAUAGGAAGAGAGAUGUUUAUUAUAAACCAUGGUCAUGUUCAGGUGGUAGUACAGGACCAAGAGACCCAACAGAGUAUGGUGGUAGCUAACCUAUCCGAGGGAAACUACUUCGGUGAGAUCAGUCUACUCAAGCUUGAUGAGGGUCAAAACAGGAGAACAGCUGAUGUUGUUUCGCUUGGAUACUCAGAAUUACUCUGUCUCUCCAAGAAGGACCUCAUGCAGGCGCUGGUAGAAUAUCCGGAUGCAAAGAAAGUAUUAGAGAAACACGGGAGAGAUCGGAUGGAGAAAAACAAAGAGGCGGCAAGAAUGCAGCGGAGGAAAUCAGAGGCUACCCUUCAGGUUCCUGAUGCUUCAAAACUCCUUGAAGAAGGUAGCAAAGAUGGUGAUGGAACCAAUGAUAACCCGGGUACCACUACAGGAACAGGUGGUGGUAGUAAAGACCAAACCAUCAAGCAAACAGCAGUUACUGGUAUACUCACCAGGAUGAUAGAUAAAACAAAAGAGACAAGUGAGCUGAGACAUAUCAUAAACGAGCUUCGAAAAUUUGAUAGUCUUGCAACUAAGCAAAAGGUCACAGAGCUUUCUAAACGGUGUGAUGACUUAAAGACGCAGCUUGAGGAACGUGACGCAGAGUUGAAGCGCGCUCUUCGACGAAUCAGCGAACUUGAAAGUCGCGUGGCGGGAAAAUUACACCACGGACAUUUCGGGCGUGUAAAUGGUAACCACCAUACACGAAUGAACCUAGGCCGCUUGGCAUUUAAAAACUUAAGACAUGGUGGAAGUGUUGAAAGCAGUGAUAAUGAUUCUUCAAGCGUUUGGGCCAGUUUUGAUGCAGAAGACAGUGGUCCGAGGAUCCUUAUUACACUUUCAUCUGAAGAAAAGUCGGGAUCCUUAAACAGCGGGAACGGGAGAACACUAAACGGGAGAACGAGAACUAUAACCGUUCCCGGUAUUUGCCUGAAUGGGGUUAUGCAACAAGAGCCGUCUGAGUAUCAAUUGAUUGGUUUCGUUGGUAAUGGCAAUGGUAUCUAUAGUGAUGAUGGACUAGAAGAGGAAGCAGCAAGACUUGGAAGAGAGUUAUUAUCAGAGAAAAGUGAUUUAUCAUCUCGUAGUUAUCUCGAUUCCAGUAGGAUGUCAGCUGAUCUUACUGAUGCAUCAUGUUAUAGUGAUAACUCAAUUGACAGUGACUUCUGAAUAUUUAUCAUUCUUCCCACUCACAUUUAAAAUAUUCAUUCUACAUGUUAUUUGAACAUUCUUUUUUAAAUAAAUUGAAUUUUAAUAAUUUUUUAAAGCUUAUAAAUACAUGUAUGAUGAUGCACAAAACGGGAGGAAUAAUUUUUAGAAGUUCACCAUUGUAAUGUCAAAUAGACUUUCCUCAAUCUUUAGUUGAAUGUUCGUAUACAAAUACACUUUCAGUUAAAAGGUGCAAACAUAAAAGCAGAUAUCAAAAGUAAAAUCAUUUAAAACUAGUUGUCGAAUUAGGUGCCCUCUGAUAAGUGCCAAAAUACUAACACAAUAACGAUCACGUCUUGUUUAGUGAUUAACCGGUUCCAGUUAAAAACAAAGCGACUUCAUGAAUUUAUACUUACUAAAAAACUUUGAUGUUUAAUCACAUAUUUCCUUCUGGUCUACAAAUUAGGUGACAAUCGCUUAUCACUUUGCCAUCUUAAUAUA